GCCGGCUUUAAAAAAGUGAGGUUAAAAACCAUUGUUUAUUUGCCAUUCGUCUAUUUUUCAAUAACGAUGUUUCAAGAUAAAAUAGAAGAAUUUCAAAAUUAUUUUAAAUCUCAUAACAAAUCCAAAGAGUAUCUAGGGCAUUCUUCCAAAGUACAUUCAGUGGGAUGGAGCUGUGAUGGAAAAAGACUUGCUUCUGGUUCUUUUGAUAAAUCUGUUUGUAUUUAUACUUUGGAUAGAGACAGGCUUAACAAAGAAGUUGUAUUUAAAGGACAUGGGGGUUCAGUAGACCAAUUAUGUUGGCAUCAAACCCAUCCCGAUUUAUUGAGUACAGCAAGUGGUGACAAAUCAGUAAGAAUUUGGGAUACAAGAGUUUCAAAAUGUGUGGCCACUAUUAAUACCAAAGGAGAAAAUAUAAACAUAACCUGGUCCCCAAAUGGAAACACUAUAGCAGUAGGAAAUAAGGAAGAUCUUGUAACAUUUAUUGAUGCUAGAACACACAAAAUUGAAGCAGCCGAACAGUUUCACUUUGAAGUAAAUGAAAUAUCUUGGAAUAACACCAGUGAUUUGUUUUUUUUGACCAAUGGCCAAGGCUGUGUGCAUAUUUUAAGUUAUCCUGAAUUAAAAAGGCAACAUAUCCUCAAAGCUCAUCCAGGAACAUGUAUAUGUAUAGAAUUUGACCCUACUGGUAAAUAUUUUGCAACGGGUAGUGCUGAUGCUUUGGUAUCUUUAUGGGAUAUUAAUGAACUGGCCUGUGUGAGAGUCUUUACAAGAAUGGACUGGCCAGUUCGAACCAUAUCCUUUAGCCAUGAUGGACAAUUACUGGCAUCAGCUUCAGAAGAUUUAAUUAUUGACAUUGGUUUUGUUGAAACAGGUGACAAAAUUGCAGAUAUAUCUGUAGAAGCUGCCACAUUUACAGUAGCAUGGCACCCAUCAUUGUAUUUGUUGGCAUAUGCUUGUGAUGACAAGGAUUCCUACGAUAGGAAAAGGGAUGCUGGCAGUCUUAAGGUUUGGGGGUUUCCUUCUGAUUAAGGAUUAAAACCCAAUAAAAUUCUUUUAGUUAGUUUUUUUAUUAUAUAUAAAACAAAGUGUCAGAAUAAUUAAAUUAUGUAAUAAAUAUUUUUUAUAAAAAUAUUAAAUCCUUAUUAAACUAAAGAAGCCUCCAUUUUUAUUCCAGAAUCUUUUUCCUCAACCUUGGCUUUCUUAGCUGGGGUUUCACCUUCUUCUAAUUCCUCACUUUCUUUUUCAGUUGGGCAAAUAGCUUUAAAAAUACUAUUCUUAAAUUCUUCAUACUUCUCUUUAUCUUUUAAUAAACUACUUUCCUUCAUUAUUUCACUAUAAUCUGCAUUACUUUUUGGGGCUUCUUCUGCAAUAUCAAUCUUUUUAUCACCUUUAUCAAAAUAGUUGUUUAACUUUGCAUGACUGCUUGUAGAAGUGUCAAUCUUCAUUAUUUCCCUAAUUACCAUUGUAGCAUAUGAAGAAGAAUGUAAUGUAAAUUCCAUCACUAAAGCCUUAAACUUGCCAUUUUCCAAACUAACAGGUUCAGGAACUUUUUUAAGUUGCUCAAAAUCUGAUAAAAUUAAAUUAUAAUUGGGAUCAUUAUAAUUUAGUAUUUUCCAAGUUAAGUAUUUGGGCUGAGUAAGAAUGUUUCUAUAAGUCCCACUUAAAGUGUAGGUUUUAACUUUCUGUUUUGGCAUUUCCAAGGAUAACUCAAAUUCUUCUAAAGCUUCUUUGUAUGCGUUUUUUAAAUAUUCUGGAUAAACUACGUCAUAUCCUGGCAAUGGUAAUACAAUGUCAAAAAUAUUAAAACUUUCUAAUUCGUCAAAUUUUAGUGCUCUUACUUCCUGCUUACACUUGAUCUCUUCAUCAUCAUUAUUAUCUUUACUCUCCUUUUGUUCAUUAAUAAUUAUUAAAUCACCUUCAAUAGGCUUCAAUCCAAAUUCUUUAAUUCUUUUUGAAACUAUUCUAUUCCAAAUUAAGCUUUGAAAUGCAUGUAUAUACAGAAGUCUCAUAUUUCUUGGAAUUUUUUCCAAAGCAUUUACAUAAUCAUUAGCUGCUUCUUUUGAUAGUCCCUCCAAUAAUUUAGCUUCUAUACAAUUAUUUUCACUGACAUUUAACUCUUUAAAAGCUUUUAAUGCAUCCCCAGUUUCACUGUAAACUUUUUUAGCCUUUGAAAUGUCCAAAUGUGGGUCAUCAUAUUUUUUUGAUUUUAAAAUUAACUUUACAGCUUCCUCCCAUUUACCAUGCAUUAACUUAAUACCAAUAUCAAAAGUAGGUACUUCUUUAUCAUUUCCAAAUCUCUGCAAUCCAUAAUAAUUUAUAAAACCAUUUUCUUUAACAAACUGCAUAUUUUUGUUAAUUAAUUCAUCCUCACCUUCGACAUUUCUCAGAGCUAUCCUAAAUGUAUUACCACUGAGAUCACCUAAUCUUAAGGGAUGAUCCUUGAAAGUAAUAUUACCAAUUUUAACAUUCCUUAAGUUUUUAGUUUUAAUUAUAAGCUUCCAGGGUUCCACUUUUUUAGCUGAAAACCACUGGGUUGUUUUGGCUCUUUUAUCUUUAACACCAGCAUAAUUAAAUGUGUGUGUAGCCAUCCUCACACAGUCACUGAUUUUAAUGCAAGCAUCCAUAGUGUCCAUACAUUCUUUAUAAAGUAUAAAAUGAACAUAUUCACCUUUAUCUUCUGGCCACUGUUGUCUUUGAUUUCUAUCAUUGUUGGUUGACCGUCGAAAUUCUAAAAACUUUUUAUCAUCUUUGUUUAGAGUGGAAGCAAUUAUUUUCUGACCAAAGUGUGUUUUCAUACAUGCAUGUAUACUUUUCCUUUCUUCUUUUGUUAAUUCAUCUGCACCAAUUUUCACCAAAGUUUUCUCAGGGUUAUCCAUGAUAUUCUUUAUUUCUUCCCAUGUUUCUUUUGAUAUUUUUUCGUGCGGACUCUCCACAACUUCUUUAUAAUUCACAUUCUCAACUUUUGGAUGGAAAUCUUUAGGAAUAUCUGUAUUGGUCAAUUUUGCCACAUUACCUUCCAAAUCUAUUUCGUUUACUUGAAAAUCCGAAAAUCUUGCUUUUAAAAUUCCAGUAAAACCAUCCAAAUCGCUCAAAUAUUCUGUUAUUCCGACUUCUUUUUCAGUUAAUUGAUCAACAUGACGGUAUUCUUUUUUUCCUCCUCCUCUGUUAUCAUUGUGUGGUUUUCCUUGCCACUUGUUGUUUCUUUUAAAGUUCUUCUUGUGGCCAAACCGUCCAGACAUAUUGCAGGAAGAAAUAGCAACUGUGAGAGGAAAAAUGCCACCACGUAGACGUCAAAAACGAUUAGUGUGGUAAUUUGAGGUUAUGUUUUGUAGUUUGGAUCAUUUGAACUACUAAACGCAUGGCCAACUUGUAUGAAACUCACACCUCAUGAUGAGGUUCGUCACAGAACCGUUUGUCCCAAACUAACGUCUAGGUACGGAAAAAUUCCGAAGCUUUGAAACCAACCCAAACCCAACAACCC
This is a messenger RNA of Brassicogethes aeneus, 3481 nucleotides long. Lineage: Eukaryota; Metazoa; Arthropoda; Insecta; Coleoptera; Nitidulidae. The record is from the annotation of a GenBank genome assembly.